CCAUUACUGAGGUUCCUAUUUAAGCCUUUUUCACCCCAAAGUGUGUGCUCCAAAUUAAGCACUACCUAUUUAGCCUAUGUGAAGAAAUGUGUGUGUGUGUGUGUGUGUGUGUGUGUGUGUGUGUGUGUGUGUGUGUGUGUGUGUGUGUGUGUGUAAAACAAUAAACAACCUAUUACACAUAGCUGUGUUCAGUAAUCUCAAUGAAGUGUCACUGAAUGACACUCAGGUAAUACUGGGUUGAAAAAACAUGUAUGUCUUUUCAUACCCCAAACUACUAAGAAAAAAAAAAAAACAUGAUGCUAUAAAAAGAAGAAAAAUGAAAAUGAGCACACGUGGGUUGGCUGUGGCCCUACGCGGAGGGCUUCUCCAGGCUGGGUUCCUAGGAUGUCAGUGGCCUUCGUGCUGGACUGGAUGCGAGGCAAGGCGGAAGUAAAUCAGGAGACCAUCCAGCGGCUCCUGGAGGAGAAUGACCAGUUGAUCUGCUGCAUCGUGAAAUAUCAGAAUAAGGGUCGAGCACAUGAGUGUGUCCAGUACCAGCAGGUGUUACCCAGAAAGCUCAUUUUUCUGGCUACCACUGCAGAUGCCAGCCCAACCAACACUGCGAAGAAAUGGAAUAAUCUUCCAGUUGGCUGCUGUAAGGAACAACUGAACACAGCCAAUUUCCCAUGAAAUGGAGCUGGGAUCUGUACCAGUCAGUCUUCUAAAACACACGUGAAGCCUC
Erinaceus europaeus (western European hedgehog) is the source of this 721-nucleotide messenger RNA. Its product is annotated as SS18-like protein 2. NCBI's taxonomy places the organism in Eukaryota, Metazoa, Chordata, Mammalia, Eulipotyphla, Erinaceidae. The transcript has a single exon. Bases 385 to 669 code for a protein of 94 amino acids. The record is from RefSeq and is a predicted model, not a curated record.